AGAUUUUGGGGGCUUUGACCUUGAAUGCAUAUUCUUCUGAAAUUGAAAGCUAGAUUUGUGGGCUUUAACAUGAUUGCUGACUUCAUCAUGAUGUGACUUUGUAGCUAGUGGAAGCGAUGAUGGUAGAUGGUUUAUCUGGGAAAAGAAAACUGGUAGAUUGAUAAAAAUGCUUAAAGGCGAUGAAGCUGUUGUAAACUGUGUGCAGUGCCAUCCAUUUGAUUGUGUUGUGGCUACCAGUGGGAUCGACAACACUGUAAAGAUUUGGACUCCAAGUGCUUCGGUUCCUUCCAUUGUGGCUGGUGGAUCAGCAGGACCAGAGACUUCAAAUGUGAUAGAUGCCAUGGAAAGCAAUCAGCACAAUAUAUGCCGUACUCGUGAAGCAAUCUUGCCUUUUGAAAUUUUGGAGCGGUUCCGGAUGCACGAGUUCAGUGAAGGAUCCCUGCAUCCAUUUGAGUGCACACAGAGCUAGUUUUUUCCUACUGAACUGCACAG
This is a messenger RNA of Ilex paraguariensis (yerba mate), 492 nucleotides long. Lineage: Eukaryota; Viridiplantae; Streptophyta; Magnoliopsida; Aquifoliales; Aquifoliaceae. The record is from the annotation of a GenBank genome assembly.